GUUGUUUUAAUUUCACGAUUCAAACUGCAUUAUUCAAUUUGAGCUUUUUCUGAUCAAAAUUAAAUUCAAUGAAUUACGUAAUUGGUAUUGAUGUUGGUACUGGAAGUGUACGAGGAGCUCUGUUUACAGAGAAAGGUAAGUUGGAAAAAUUAGCUACCCAAAGAAUAACUACAUGGAAUCCCAAAGAACAAUUUUAUCAACAAUCUUCGGAUGAAAUUUGGUCAGCAUGUUGUACUGUUAUCAAACAACUGAUAAUUGGCAUUUCUAUUGAAAAUAUUAAAGGAUUGGGAUUCGAUGCAACUGCUUCAGUUGUGGUAAUUGAUACUGAAGGAAACUCGCUCUCAGUUAAUGUUGGCGACGAAAAUACUCAAAAUGUAAUUUUAUGGAUGGAUCACCGAGCUGAAAAAGAGGCUAGAAUUAUAAACACGACAGAACAUCCUCUUUUAAAUAAUUCUGGUGGAAAAAUAUCAGUAGAAUCGAUGAUACCGAAACUUUUAUGGCUGAAAAAUAACCAUUCCAAAUGUUGGGAAUCCUCAGGAUAUUUUUUUUUAUUGCCAGAUUUUCUUACUUGGAAAGCUACCGGUCAAGAUUCCAGAUCUUUAUGCUGCGUAAUAGGUAAAUGUAAUUAUCAGUGUUCACCUGAGCUAUCUCAAUGGAAUUAUGAAUUUUUUGAAUCAAUCGGAUUGGGAGAACUGCGAAAUGAAAAUUGGAAAAAAAUAGGCAGCCAAAUCAUUACACCUGGCAAACUUUGUGGAAAACUUACUAGCAAAGCUGCCAAAGACACUGGUUUACUUCCUGGUACUCCUGUCGGUGCUUCGUUGAUCGACGCUCAUGCUGGAGGUAUUGGUAUGUUGGGGUGUUCAUCUGAAGAUGUAUCAUCCGAUUUCACCACUCGUGUAGGUAGCCUAGCUAUGAUUUGUGGUACUUCUACAUGCCACAUGACGCAAACGAAAGAAGACAUAUAUGUUGGAGGCUUAUGGGGUCCAUAUUAUAGUGCCAUGGUCCCGAACAUGUGGCUCUUAGCAGGAGGUCAAUCAGUUUCGGGAAAACUUAUAGAUCACAUCAUAGACAUGCAUCCAGCAAGUAGUUUAAUUAAAAUAAAAUGCCAAAAUUUGAAUGUCGCUGAAUAUUUGGACUGUUUAUUGAAUCGGAUAACAACUGAAAGAGGACUGAAUAACGUCGAUGAGUUAACAAACAAUCUUCACGUAUGGCCAGACUUUCAUGGAAAUCGUUCUCCUCUGGCUGAUUCUUCAAUACGAGGCAUGAUUCAUGGCUUGACAUUAAACGUCGAUGAAGAAAAUUUGGCUUUACUUUAUUUAGCAACCAUUCAAGCAUUAGUGUACAGCACUAAAUUCAUCAUUGAUACCAUGAAGAAAGCAGGACACCAUACAAUGGAAUCAAUUUUUAUAUGCGGAGGUUUAAGUAAGAACAAGCUAUUUGUGAAAACCCAUGCCAAUGCAAUCGGUCUAAAAGUUCUAGUCCCCGAACAAGAAGAAUCAGUGCUUCUGGGUGCAGCAGAACUGGGAGCUACAGCUGCUGGAAUUUAUCCAAAUUUGCAGCAAGCUAUGCUGAAUAUGGCUGGUGCUGCAAAAGUGGAAAUGCCCAAUUUGAAUGUUAACAAAUAUCACGAGAAAAAAUACGAGGUAUUUUUAAAAAUGUUAAAACAUCAAAUUCGAUGCAAAUUGAUCAUGGAAAGCUGAUACCUACUUUACGUUAAGAGAAAAAUCUUUUUGCUUCAAAAAACAGCUAUUGUACUUAUCGAUCAAUGAAAAAAUAGGUGUGUUGAUUAGCGACUUCCUAGGUAGGCUACCUACCUAACCCUACGCAUUCCAGCGAAACAACACCCAAUUGAAAUUCAACCAUCUCGAGCGUGUAAAUAAAAUUUCUAUCAUUGAAAUUACUGA
This is a messenger RNA of Planococcus citri (citrus mealybug), 1904 nucleotides long. Its product is annotated as FGGY carbohydrate kinase domain-containing protein-like. Gene Ontology annotation, molecular function: D-ribulokinase activity. The record is from RefSeq and is a predicted model, not a curated record. NCBI's taxonomy places the organism in Eukaryota, Metazoa, Arthropoda, Insecta, Hemiptera, Pseudococcidae. Gene Ontology annotation, cellular component: cytoplasm. The coding region runs from base 69 to 1700 and encodes 543 amino acids. Gene Ontology annotation, biological process: carbohydrate phosphorylation; pentose metabolic process. The transcript is spliced from 10 exons.